Molecule: messenger RNA, 909 nt
Organism: Acaulospora morrowiae
Lineage: Eukaryota; Fungi; Glomeromycota; Glomeromycetes; Diversisporales; Acaulosporaceae
Source: the annotation of a GenBank genome assembly
AAUUUGAAUGAAUGUGAGGAUUGGGUAUUUAGGAGGUUGUAUUCUCAAGAACAGAUGAUAAUGGAUUUUGCAUAUUGUGUAAAGUUAAUUAAUCCAGAUGUGAUGAUGGGAUUUAAUGAUGGUGGAUAUGAUUGGCCAUUUGUACUCAAGAAAGCUGAACGAUUAAAUUUAUUGAGAGAUUUUGUGAGUGUGAUGGGUGGAACGAAAUUUAAAGGAAGUUCGAUCAGCGAUGCGGGUUAUGAUAUCCAUGAGAAUAAUAUUAAUAUUACAGCUCAAGAUAAUGUCAGAGUGAUGUAUUUUCGUAGAUUAGGGACAUUGAUGAUAGAUGUGAUGGUAUCAUUUCGAAAGAUGUAUCCAAACUCAGAGAGAAAUUCACUCUUCCAUUUUUUGAAGAUGACAAAUCUUGAAGGAAAGAAUGAAUAUAAUGAUAUAAGUGUAUUUACAUUAUCUGCCACAUAUCGGCCUCUAAAUAAGAAUAUAUCAGUGAAUGAAUUUGUAAAUCAUAUGCGAAAGAGGGAUAUUGGAAUUGAGGCGGGUGAACGAUUUAAUUAUUAUAUUAUUCGACAUCCUGAUAAGAAUGCAAAGAUUCAUCAGAAGAUGGUUCUUGUGAAAUAUUUUGAUGAUAAGAAGAUGAAGAUUGAUAUGAAAUAUUAUAUCAAUACCCUUAUUGGAACAUUAGCACGUUUUAUUAAUCACUAUGCUCAAUUUCAAACGAAUGAUGUUGAUUAUAAGAAGAGAGAUGAGAUUAGUCAAAAGAAUGCCGAAAAUUUUUUGAGAGGUCAUGUUGCGAUGAUUGAUGAUAAGAUGACAAUUCAUGAUAUUCGUAAUUUUUUUAUUCCAGCACCAACUAAGAGGAUGAUUUUGGAGCAAGAUGGUAGAGAUCAAGAGAAACGUGUAAGAUUUGAAUGA